This is a messenger RNA of Talaromyces rugulosus, 1899 nucleotides long. RefSeq lists its product as uncharacterized. Gene Ontology annotation, cellular component: endoplasmic reticulum. The coding region runs from base 1 to 1899 and encodes 632 amino acids. Gene Ontology annotation, molecular function: dolichyl pyrophosphate Glc2Man9GlcNAc2 alpha-1,2-glucosyltransferase activity. Lineage: Eukaryota; Fungi; Ascomycota; Eurotiomycetes; Eurotiales; Trichocomaceae. Gene Ontology annotation, biological process: dolichol-linked oligosaccharide biosynthetic process; protein N-linked glycosylation. The record is from RefSeq and is a predicted model, not a curated record. The transcript has 2 exons.
AUGAGCUCUCCCCAGUUUGAGACCGGCCUCACAUUGGCCGGCCGCUAUCUGGUGCCUUUCGUGUUGCUCUCGCUCCUGCUUUGGAGAAACCUGGUUAGCAAAACUGUCCAGGAGCCAUAUCUCGAUGAGGUUUUCCAUGUUGGCCAGGCACAGGCUUACUGGGCCAACAAUUGGUCCCAUUGGGAUCCGAAAAUCACCACGCCGCCUGGCCUUUACGUAUGGUCAUAUGUGCUCUGCGGCAGCGUUCUGCUGCUCCGAGGAUCUCCUACAGACGUUGGAGUCGAUGAACUGCGUGCUACCAAUCUCGCUGCCUCGGGACUAGUCCUGCCAUGGCGUCUUCAGACUCUAUUGGAUUUAUUGCGAAAGGAGCAGAAUACCCGGCAGUCGGGCGCUUGGGUCAGCCAUACAGUGCUGAAUAUAUGCCUCUUUCCGCCGUUGUUUUUCUUCUCCGGGCUGUAUUAUACUGAUGUCCUCGCUCUGCUCGUUGUUGUGGAAGCGUAUAUUUGGGAUAUCAAAAGAUCGGAUGCAAAUGGCGCGAAGAAGACAAUCGGAAGCGCUCUGCUUGGUCACACUUCGUUGCAAAGCUUGGCCUUUGUCGUGUUGGGUCUCGUUGCUCUUGUUUUCAGACAGACAAACAUAUUUUGGGUUUCUGUCUUUAUGGGUGGUUUACAGGUUGUUCGGACUAUUCGCCAAAACUCGAAAUCUCUCUCGUAUACCAAUUAUUUUGCAAUGGUAUCCCAGAGCUUCCAGGGAGAACUCUACGAUCCGCUUGUGGCGGAGGCGAGCUUUGUUGACUAUUUCAAGACCGGCCUGUCCCUCGGGUGUGCUGCAUUGGGCCAGCUGCCUCUUGUCAUUGCCUCCAUCAUCCCGCAUCUCCUCAUUCUAGCAGCAUUUGGCGGAUUCGUGCUCUGGAAUGGCAGCGUCGUUUUGGGGCAUAAAGAGUUCCACAGCGCUGCUAUCCAUGUUCCUCAGAUGCUGUACAUCUGGCCGUACUUUAUCUUUUUCUCGUGGCCACUGGUGAUCAUUGGCAUUGCCAAUGUCACUGUACCCAGCGGGCUCCUUCCAAAGUUCUUCGACUAUCGACUGAACAAUACUCACAGACUUCCGCGGUUUCUCACGGCUCUAGGUGUCAUUCCUUUGAUGCUGGCCGCUAUCCACUUCAACACUAUUGUGCAUCCUUUUACUCUGGCUGAUAACAGACACUACGUUUUCUACGUCUUUCGAAUUUUGACCGGGUAUCAUCCUGCUGUCAAAUACGCAGCGGCCCCAGUCUACUUCCUCUGUGCAUGGGCCGUCUUUACCGCAAUUGGGAUCUACUCGCCUCCCGGUCCAAAAGGCCCAUCUAUACCCCCUGCAAUGCUUGACGCUGCCGCAACUCAGGACGAACAAGCAAAGCCAGCCCAGAAGAAAGAAUUAGCAAGCAAGAAGCAGCAAAAACAGCAAAAGAAGCAGUCUCUAAAAAAGAAAACCACAUCAUCCGCAGAACCCCCAAGCACUCAGGUCAUCACUCCCGAAGUUAUAGCCCGGAUCCAAGCACACAUGAAUAAACGCCAGCAGCAAGUCGAACGGCAACAAAUCCGCGUUAGCUUCGUUCUCAUCUGGCUCGUCGCUACAGCCCUCUCGCUCAUCACAGCGCCUCUGGUCGAACCCCGGUAUUUCAUUAUUCCGUGGGUGAUGUGGAGAUUGCAUCUUCCUCGCCUGCCGACUCCAGAAGUCUUCCGGGAGCAGCAGCAAAGGGAGGAGUCUGGUUUGUUCAAGGCGCAUUUUGCUACGGCUUUGCCGCAGGUCAUGGAGACAGUUUGGUUCUUGGUGAUUAAUGCCGUCACGGGUUACGUGUUCUUGUACAAUGGGUUUGAGUGGCCGCAGGAACCGGGGAAGAUACAGAGAUUUAUGUGGUAA